AUGUCUCAAUAUUCAAACUCGCCGAUGACCAUUACCUCUUCCGGGUCUAAAAAGGUUAACCCAGAUAUCCCGUCGCCUAUCACCAAGGGAUACCUCGGAGAGGUUGGACGUGUCAUCUUUGAUGAUGCAAGCCGCAACGUUGCCAAGGAAGACAUCGCCCUUUACUACAAGCAUAAGGCGGAGCUCGAGAAGCAGGGUCUACAGAGAGAGGCUGAAUGGGAUGGAACCCCAAUUGACUACGCAAUGUACUAUUAUCACCGCUUCUUCCACGAUGAAGGCUGCAUCUGUCCUCACGAGUUUGGUCCGGUAUUCAGUGGUCCUGGUAAAUGGGUUGGAGGUGCAUACAACUGCUACAAUCCUAAAGAGUUUGUACCUGCUCUCCCCGUCGCUAGCGGAAGUCCUCCAAACUCUUAUCUGGCCAAUGGACAUGCCGGCGAGUCUUCGGCCAAGGCAUCCAAAAGCCUACUAGACAUUGAGCGACAGCGAUGGGACAAGAUCCAAGCUUACUGGCGUCAUGAGUCCAUCGAAUCGCCGUUUGUGCCUGCAACAUUCGACGAGUAUCUCAAGUUCAAGAAUGACACCGUGAAAGCUAAGCAGCUUGCGAUCAUCAAGAUGAUGGAAGACCCCAGCAACUCCAUCAGCCAUAAACAUAGCCAAGCCUGUGCUCCCCGUGUUCGAAUGUCUCCGAAGUUGCUUGAGAUUCACAACACGGAUAACCUUAGCCUGGUCAGCUCGCGCGUUUCCGUCUGGCAUGAGAAUCGCAACCUGUUCGUGCCUAUCGACUGGCCACUUCGAUGGGAAUAUGAGUAUUAUCAGGGACAGAUGCCUUUGCCUCGUACUCAGGAGGUUGACUACCAAUUCGAGGACAUGGUCGACCGAUACAAGCUCUUCCCUGCCUUCGGCCCUCUGGUCCCUCGCCAGUUUCGCAGAAUUGCUCACCGGGCGCUUGAGCCUACCCUCGAUGGCAUGACUAGACCAGAGUAUUGGGACAUAGUCUGGGAGGGAGACAUGAAAAUCCCGGAAUUCGAGACGGAGGAGCUUACUGGCUUCACACAGCAGCUCCUUCAAGAUAUCGAUGAGGAACAACCCGUGAUCUAA
This is a messenger RNA of Daldinia loculata, 1098 nucleotides long. RefSeq lists its product as uncharacterized. The transcript is spliced from 2 exons. Bases 1 to 1098 code for a protein of 365 amino acids. The record is from RefSeq and is a predicted model, not a curated record. Lineage: Eukaryota; Fungi; Ascomycota; Sordariomycetes; Xylariales; Hypoxylaceae.